Molecule: messenger RNA, 845 nt
Organism: Dictyostelium purpureum
Lineage: Eukaryota; Evosea; Eumycetozoa; Dictyosteliales; Dictyosteliaceae
Gene: rasC
Exons: 3
Coding region: 230-799 (189 amino acids)
Biological process (GO): Ras protein signal transduction
Cellular component (GO): plasma membrane
Molecular function (GO): GTPase activity; GTP binding; GDP binding
Source: RefSeq, a predicted model, not a curated record
AUUUAGAAAUUUUAUAAAAAAAUUGUUUCUGAUUAACCAAUUACAACAAAAACAACAAAGAAAUUAAACUUAGCAGAUUAAUAUAUAGAGUCAAGUUUUUAAUUUCAAAACACAAAUAAACCAAAAUAACCUGUAAAUCAAAUCAUAUAGAAAAAAAAAAAGAAUAUUAUCCUUUUUCGUGUAAUUAAUUAUCCCAAGUAAAUCUUAAUUUUUUUCAAAUCAAAUAAAAAUGUCAAAACUUUUAAAACUUGUUAUUGUUGGUGAUGGUGGUGUUGGUAAAUCAGCUUUAACCAUUCAAUUAACACAAAAUCAAUUCAUUGCAGAAUAUGAUCCAACUAUAGAAAACUCUUAUCGUAAACAAGUUAAUAUUGAUGAUGAAGUUUAUAUGUUAGAUAUUUUAGAUACUGCUGGUCAAGAAGAAUACUCUGCUAUGAGAGAUCAAUAUAUUAGAUCAGGUAGAGGAUUUUUAAUUGUUUAUAGUAUUAUAUCAAGACCUAGCUUUGAAGCUGUUUCAUCUUUUCGUGAUCAAAUUCUUAGAGUUAAAGAUCUCUCAACUUAUCCAAUUGUAAUUAUUGGUAAUAAAGCAGAUUUACCAGAUAAAGAUAGAAAAGUCCCACCAAUGGAAGGUAAAGAAUUGGCAAGAAGUUUUGGCGCUCCAUUUUUAGAGACCAGUGCCAAAUCAAGAGUUAAUGUUGAAGAGGCCUUUUUCACUCUUGUUAGAGAAAUUAAAAGAUGGAAUCAAAAUCCAGAAAAUGAAGAAAUGUCCCCUCCAAAAAAGAGAGGAUGUAUUAUAUUGUAAAUUAAUUAUUAUUUAAAAAAAUAAAAUAAAAUUUUAUCUCCCCCUU